This is a messenger RNA of Cylicocyclus nassatus, 1629 nucleotides long. The record is from the annotation of a GenBank genome assembly. NCBI's taxonomy places the organism in Eukaryota, Metazoa, Nematoda, Chromadorea, Rhabditida, Strongylidae.
AUGGCAUCGGAUGCUAAUAAUUUCGCAUCCAAUGUUGAAGCUGUUUUACAAGAUGCGGCAGCGUUACAAGCUUUUCGAGAAUGGAUCCGUCUUGAUCCAUCUCGACCGGCUGAUUGCCUCACACUGUAUUUCGCUAUAAAAGGAUACCAAACGUUCCUUUCAAAGAACGAUCCAAACACUUCCAGUAUGGCUUGCACAUUACAUCGAAAGUUUAUUAGUCAGCGUACGGGUACUUGUUCGUUCCUUCCCGCGUCUGUGCGGAAGGAAAUGUCCACAAGGGUGCAUUCUCUCAACAGUCAAAAUCCUCCUUAUCCUGAACUGUUCGAUCCUGUGCAGCCAGCACUUAGGAAGCAACUUGAUGCUCUUCAUGCGCAAUUCGUCUCGUCUCAUAGUUUCUUGGAGUUCAUCGCUCGUGGCAGUGAAGGUUCUUCCUCCGCUACGCCUGAGGAUGACUUCCACCUGCUUCCAACAAGCUUUGCGCCAACAUCGACCUUGAUACGCGAUAGUGGCAAGAAGAAUAAGGGGUUCAAAACUCGUGCAUAUUCGUGUGAUGCGUCCACCAGUCGUGAUAAUGAUGAUAGUUCCCGAGGCAUUAUCAUCGACCGAGAGAGACACCUUUUUAAGCAUAGCGAUGGUUCGAUCCGGCACGAUAUUCCCGAAGCACGAGAAGCCUUCGCUUCAGUCUUAACUGAACGGCUUGAGGUUAUCAGUAAGGAACUGGAGAGAAGCGAUGCAAAUACUUAUGCUCGUGACCUGCCGCCAGAUCUCGCAGCAUGUUCGCUACUGCCUUCACUUCAUGAUAAUCGCAUAUUAGAAGAGACAACAAGUGACGAGGAAGUUGAAAAAUAUGUGGGCAGAAUUGAUGGAACUCGUCGAAGAUCUGAGUCUACAUCUCCAGUUCUAUUCAAUUUCCGCCCGACCAAAGCUAAUCCUUACGAGAACGGAUUUGCCCCACCACCUGCGCAGGAAUCACAUUUUCCCUUUCCUAGUUUACCCACACCUCCCGUGUUUCCUUGCAAAUCUAAUAAAUCUAUGGACUAUCGACUUUCUGACUCCAGUGGUUUUUGCAGUUCUGAGAGUGCCUACUGGUCGGAAAGAAGUUUUGGCAAAAAGAAAAUGAGUUUGGAUGCUCAUUCCUAUCAACUUGGGACACGCAGUCUACCCAGAAGACCAUCGCAUCCUGCACCCACACAUAACAUCUUUGCAACUCUAAAUUGUCGGAUUGAUGCACCACCGCUAACGCUGGUCUUGCGAGAGAAUGGUCAGCCACCUAUGGUGGCGAAAAUUCCGUCAGAAAUCAUUACUCUAGCGAAAUUUCGUAGAAUAUUUGGUGUAUCACGAACAGAAAACAAAAGAUUUCUUUUCAAAAGCACUUGCGAAGAUGAUUCGGCUCCAUAUCAGUGGAGUGUCAUCACCGAUGAUGACGCCGUGCUGCCACUGUUUGAUGGAAAAAUCACAGCCGAAUGCCGACAUUUUAACGAAGCGCUGUAGUACUACCACAUUUUUGUAUGCACAUAUUGCUUUAAACGAGUUAGAGAGAAAAAGAACUAUGUUUCAAAGUCAUUUGUAUCGGUUGCUUUCACAGGGUUUGUUGCGCGCUCACUUAGCUUUGUUUAUAUCUAUUUGCUC